CCCCGCCGGCGGCGCCGGGGUGGAGCUGAGGCACUGCCGCCGCCGCCCCGGCCCGGCCAUGCUGGACUUCGCCAUCUUCGCCGUCACUUUCCUGCUCAUCCUGGUGGGCGCCGUGCUCUACCUGUACCCGGCAUCUAGGCAAGCAUCAGGUAUCCCUGGGCUGGCUCCAACUGAUGAAAAGGAUGGUAAUCUGCCAGAUAUCAUUGCCAGCAGGAGUUUACAUGAGUUUCUGGUGAACCUUCAUGAGAAAUAUGGCCCACUGGUCUCUUUCUGGUUUGGAAGGCGUCUUGUUGUCAGCCUCGGCUCCAUUGAUCUCCUGAAACAACAUAUUAACCCCAACCGGUUGUUGGAUCCCUUUGAGACAAUGCUGAAGUCCCUCUUGAGGUACCAGUCCAGCCUGAAUGGGGAUACAGGAGAGAGCCACAUGAGGAGAAAGCUGUAUGAAAACGGUGUGACCAAGUCCUUGCAAAGUAACAUUGCUCUCAUCCAGAAGCUGUCAGAAGAGCUGCUAGCCAAAUGGCUCUCCCUUCCCGAGGCACAACAUGUGCCACUCUGCCAGCACAUGCUGGGCUUUGCCAUGAAGUCUGUCACGCAGACAGCAAUGGGCAGCAGCUUUGAAGAUGACCGGGAAGUCAUCCGAUUCCGCAGGCACCAUGAUGCAAUCUGGUCAGAGAUUGGGAAAGGUUUCUUGGAUGGGUCUCUUGACAAAAACAUGACUAGGAAGAAGCACUAUGAAGAUGCUCUGGUGGAGAUGGAAUCCGUCUUAAGGAAAGUUACAAAAGAGCGCCGAGGCAGAUCAUUCAACAGGCAUGUCUUUGUAGACAUCUUGCUGCAAGGGAGCCUGAGCGACCAGCAGAUUCUGGAAGAUACAAUGAUUUUUACCCUGGCAGGAUGCAUAAUCACUGCUAACUUGUGUACCUGGGCAGUCUAUUUCCUGACAACCUCAGAAGAUGUCCAGCAGAAUCUCUACAAGGAGGUGGACCACAUUCUGGGGAAGGGACCAAUUACACUUGAGAAAAUUGAGCAGCUCAGAUACUGUCGGCAAGUCCUGUGUGAGACAGUGCGAACAGCAAAGCUGACCCCCAUUGCUGCACAGCUGCAGGAGCUGGAGGGCAGAGUCGACCAACACACUAUCCCCAAAGAGGCACUUGUGCUUUAUGCUCUUGGUGUGAUGCUGCAGGAUAGUUCAUCUUGGCCAUCACCAUACAAGUUUGACCCAGAGAGAUUCAAUGAGGAAUCAGCCAUGAAAAACCUGUCCUUGUUGGGUUUUUCAGGAAGCCAGGAGUGCCCGGAGCUGAGGUUUGCCUAUCUGGUGACUACAGUCCUGCUGAGUGUGCUGGUAAGGAAACUGUAUCUCCACCCAGUGAAAGGACAAGUCAUGGAGACAAAAUAUGAACUGGUAACCUCACCAAAGGAGGAAGCCUGGAUAACGGUGUCCAAGAGAAGCUAAGAGGAAGCAAAACAAGGGUUUGAAAAUGCCAAUAGAGAAGUUCUGAGCAAGGGUCUUGAGGAGAAUCAUGCUGGCACCACGUUGACUCAGCCAAGGAAUUUUACAUCCAGUUUUUUUUACCUUCUACAUUCUUAAGCACAUGCCUAUCUCGGGUACUUUUUUUAACUCAACUAGUAGUCAUAUUAAAGUAGAUUUAAUCUGUAUGCCUUUUUUACAUUUGCUUUUGGAUUUCUGGCCAAAUCAUUGCAGAGGAAGCAACAAAACCUUUCAGUGAUAUAUGUAUGAACUAUUGGGUAUCAGCUAGUCAAAGACCAGCCCCUUUCCAAUAGCAGCCAGAGCUGGAUAAGAGUGCCUCUGUUAUCCAGUGGAAUGCUUCUUCAUGGAUCCUAACUAGAUAAGAUCUUGGAGACACAAGGACAAAGCCUUUCUCUAUAUAUAGGUAUUUUUAUUCAAAGUGUCUUUCCUUCCCUUGAGCUAUAUCUAUAACUGUCAAGAAGAGCAGAUACAUCUUGUGAGAAGUAUGUGUGAGUGUGAGAGAGAAAGAGAGAAAUAAAGUGGGGUGGGAAUUGCACCAGUUCUCUUGCUGUAUAAUCUUGGCAUGCUGUGGGGUUGCAAGAGAAAGAAUGACUGAGAAAUGCUAGUAAACCAAGAGGAAUAAAAUUGGUUUGGCCCCUGAGAAAACAGAAGUAUCAGUAAUAACAUAAUGAAAUUAAAUAAAACCGUAGAACAAAGCCCUGAGAAAGGGAUUCUCUAUCCUGAAAGUUCUGAGGGCAGUGUCUAAUAUAAUCUACAUCAGAAGCUGACAGAUGCUUUCAGUUCAUUCAGCACUGGGUCAGCCUGAGAUUGAUCAUACAAAUGCUGGAAAGGCAGAGUGCUGAUUUUAUAGAGCUCUAGAUUAAUGUUGUACUUAAUAACUUAAAAGCCUUUCAAAGAAUCUUUUUCCUCCUCCAAAAUGGGUGCCAGCCAAAGCAGCAUCAAGUGCUGCAUGUUCACAUGCUUUUCCCUACUUCUUUCUUUCUCUUUUUGUCCACCACAGGACAGCUCCCGAAAGAUUUUUCAGAGUGCCACUGAAAAGGUUGUGAAGCAGGAACCUCUUCCUCCAUCAUCACAUUGGAGUAAUUGCCAUCUGACUUCCUUUUCAGGUUGUGUUUCUCCCUUUUCUUGCUUACGCAGGAUCACCCUUUAUCUUCAUUUCCUUUAUCAGGAAAUCUACUGGUCUUGUAAAAAUGUUCUUGCUCUUGUAUUGCUGCCGAGUGCCAGCCUGAAUGCAGUCCUGUCAGCUCUUAUGGAGUUAACAUCUGAUGCCAGCCUCUGUGGGCACAAGACAAAGAAAAUUCUGCUCUUGGGUUUAAUGUGUCAGCUCUGCUUUUGGUCGAGCUGUAGAGAUUCAGAUCCCCUUCAGUGCAGCUUCUGUUGGGGGAGAGGUGACACAGAGAUGCUGGGCAGAAAAAGGAGGGUUGUGCAGUUCAGCUUCCUGCCUCUCUUGCAUUGAUUUUUAUAAUGAACUGCAAGAAAGCUCUUGCUAAUCUGACCUCCACUUAACUCAAGGUUGGUCAUGUCCCCAGAUAGCAAUUCGUGUUAGGCUUUGCUUCACUGCUUAUGCAAACAGGCCUAUUUUUCUUGAAGGUUGCAGAUGUUUCCUAAACCACCUGGAGAAAUCAGCAUGAUAAAGGAUUUUAGUUUAAAUCAUCCUUGGUGUGCAGAGGAGGUAAAACAGAGGUCAAGGUAUUGCCUUCUUGGGAAAAUAUGGUAGGAUAACAUUGUCCCUGCCAGGAACUUGACAAGGAAUAUAAUUGUGUGGCAGAAAUCUGCUUUCUUUUAGCUGUGUCAUAGGAGUGAAGCUUUUGGACACUAGAAAAGCUUCCCAAGUGUAAUUGUCCAGACUUCUGUUACAGCAUUUCUCUGCCUUGCUGGAGCUGUUCAAGCCAACUGCCUUGCAACAACCCUUCCCCAGUUACAGGAAUCAGAAAUGGGAGUGAUUCCAUAUAAUUUGUUAUGAAUUUCCCAUCAGCCUCCACCCACAGAGUCUAUCUGGGCCAGUGAUCAAGCAUGCUACAGGAGUCCAUGACUGAUACAGGAGAAGAAUGUGGCCCAGUGUUCUGGAGAAAGCCAGUGAUCAGUUUGUGUUUGCUCAAAACUGUCAAAAAAGCACCCUGACUCAUCAGUUAAGGAAAUGUGUUGAGCAUGGAGGGAAAGGGGGCGGGUGAGGUGCUCUCAAGCAUUUGUUAUGCACUGCUGGGACACUGAGGUCACAGCCACAUUGUUUGCUGAAGUCUGUAAGUUUCCGUUCUUCACUCUAUGUGUGUCAGUCAUUUCAAACAGCUUAACUACAAAGAUUUUAGCCCAGCUGUGGAUCCUUGUGCAGCAAACCUUCUUUUUUUGUAUGAGAAUGUUCAUGGAUUGGAGCUUUCUCAUGAAGUUUUAAUCUAUUUUGAUUUGAAGAUUGAAAUACCAGUUUUCUCCCAAUUUCUGCCCUCACCCCUUGUCCAGCAUGCGCUAUCAGCUGGUUCUUGUUUGGCCUGGCUUCCUCAGGAAGACUUGUGUUCAUAGAGUGUUCCCCCUUCCCACUCAUGUUUGGCUACUUUCUCCGUUCUCUUCUCACAAGAAGUAACUUCUGAGCCUUGGGCCAAAUCAGCUGCAUUUGACAGAGAUCAGGGUAUGAAAUGUCAACACUGUUGUGUUCCUGCAAAUUUUGUGGGGAAAAAAAAAAGAGAAAAGUGUCUGGACAUAGGGAGUCUAGAUGUGUCACAAGAUUGCAGUCAAAGCUGAAGCAUUGUUAGAUGCUGGCCUGGGGAAAAGCCUGAGUCAGCGCCUGCACUGUAGCAGAUAGCCAGUCUCAGGAGUCCAGUCAGUAAAGAACAGGGUUUUGUCAGUCCUGCUGCUCAGCCCCAUGCACUAAGGACACAUCUAAAGCCCAGAGAUCCCUUCUGAUAGUAACAUGGACAUGUGGGCAAGCAUUGCAACCUGUGGGAAAAAAUGCCUUGGUCUAGGAAGAAAGCCAAGGGGGAGGGAUUACUUCUAUAAGAUAGGGAAUAAUUUCUUUUUAUGCUUCAUAUUUCUGCUCUACACCAGCAAGCUGCUUCACAAAUUCAACAGGUGGUUUUGGAAAGCAUACAGAAAAGCUGUCAUUUCAUUCCUUGGACUCUUACUGUAGAACAGGUUUCUACAGAGAGCUGCAAACUCACAGAAGAUGCUGAAUAUAUCCCUGUGCCUGUGCAACCUGCUGCCCUCAGCAGCAGGCAGCCAGUGCAGGUGGUGGGAGCAGUCAGGCCAUCCCUAAUGGGCUGUUUAUGGCUGGCACAGCCUUUUACUUUUGCCCCUUGUAUUGGUGGCAACUGGUGAGACAGUCAACACAGCUCUGAGCAGAGCAAACAGCUGAGCUAUCCUCCCACCGUCUCCCAAAUAUCCAUGAAUGGUGUUACCUCUACAUUUUAAUUAACCUGGGCUACAUAGAGAGGCACUAUUGUACAUUAUUAAUAUCCUUCUGUUCCCAGCAGUUUAAGAACUUGCUGGUAAUGGCUGUGGCAUGCAGCACAGGUUUGCGGGCUGCAUGUUUUAUUUUCCAUCAUUAAAUGGGAAGGAUGGUCUUGGCAACUUCUGUCCUACUUGCUGCAAAAGUAAAUGUUGGUUAUUGGGCAGAGUGGAUGCUUGCUGAUUUAAAAUACCUUGGGCAGCUCUCGUGCCAGCUCCCCCAUUAGCUGUGCAAUUAUGUGAACCUGAGGCUGCUGGCAAUCCAAACUGGGAAAACACUGUCUCUCACCUGCAUAGUUUGCUGGUGAACAUUUUGGUGCUGCUUUAACUCACAGGUCAGCAGCAUUGCUUUCUCUUUACUUCUUUGUACAUGUUCCCCACUGACAGCAGGAGAUACCUGUCCAGUCUCCCCCCUCAACAGUGCCAUGUAUGACCUGCCCAAAGUUUCUGCUAAUUCUGUGGAAGGGGCUCCCUGACACUGACCAUUGCAUACAGAUAUAUCUCAAUCAGCAGAGUGAAGCCUGUAGCUUAUUGACUUCCUUUUUGUGCUCAGAUCCUUUUGUAGUUUUGGGGCAAAAAGAAUGGGGUAGAGCAGUACUACCUUCAGGAAAGCACUUUGAACAUAUAGGACCUCAGCUGCCUCCCAACCCCUUUUAUCAAAAGUGGCAAGGAAGGUGGAAAAAGGCUUGUACUGAGAAGGAAAAUCUUCAUCACUUGUGGGUUAUGCCACCAAGAAGUGAAACUGUUUUAAUUACAAUGGCAGCUCUUGCUGCUUCUUUCCACUUGUGCGAAACAAGAAUUGCUGGAAAAUAUUCCAGACAUCUUUUUCUGGAGCCUGAGGGUAUGAUCCCAUCUUGACAGCUCUCUGUAGUUCAACUCAGGAGUGGAUUUUAGCAAUCACUUUUGAAGUAGGCAAAAGGCCUGUUUGACAUCCCUUAGGAUUCAAUGCUAGGGUUUUGGUGGUAGCAGACAGAGAAGAGGAACUACCACAUGAAAGAAAAAAAGAUGAAGAAAGUGUUCUUCACAUAUGGAGGGUGGAGAAGGAGACAAGAUAAGGGUUUCCAUGGCAACAUUCCUUGAAGAUAAGUAUUUUUAAAUCUGUGUGAAUUUUAGCAUUGAAAACACAGUUGUGUUUUCCACAAAAAGAUUUGGGGGAGGGCUGGAGUAGGAAGAAUUUUUCCCCCUGCUUUUCAGGUCAUUCCAGUUUGUUUUACAGAGGAGCCUGAACCCAAGCUAAAUGAAGUAUGUGUGAUUGCUAUGAUGUUAAUGCUUCUGUAAAGAAAGCCUUGCUUCCAGGAGGCAUAAAGCAUCAGUCAUAGUUCUAUAUCAGCACCAACAUCUUUGGCGCAAGCACUUGAUCAUCUCUUUAAUGGGAAAAGUAGUUUAAAUAGAUCAAGGCUAGACCAGUUAAAAGUCACAAGGACAAAUCUUGCAGGAUUCCACAUUAAAACUGGUGUAACUUGGCAUGAAGUCUUAAUUAUAAUUGAUGUACAGAUAAGUGAUAGUAGUAGUAAUGAGGUAGCUGAGACUUUUUGCCUUGGCCAAAGAGUGGAGGAUGAGAACUGAAAAAGCAGAGAAGGCAGCUAAAAUGUGUCCCUGGUGUGUGUCCCAGUUACUUCAAUGACAUCGAAACAUCCCUGUAGGGGGACAAGUGAUGCUCCAGUGACACUGCUAUGCAGGAAAUAUUUGCUCUUGAUAUGGGGUUGGGGUCACCUCUGAACCUCUCUGAAGCUUCUCUGCUCCGGUCUCUGCAUUGCUGAACCACUCACGGGCACUGGCACGCUCUGCUGCCACCUCUCUGCUGGCAUCCAGGCAGGUCAGCUCUGUCACAAGCCUGGCAGUGAGACAUCCAAUGCUGUGUGCCUGCUUGGCUGCCAACUUUGUAGUCUCACUAAAAAAGGCUAUUUUUUUUUUUAAACAGUUGCUUCCAACUCAGUGGUGACUCAGACACUGCAGCAAGGGUAAAGUGAUCAUCUUCCCCUUCAAAGCUUUACAGCAGAAGUCCCUGGGUAUCCUCUCUAAAUGAGAGCUUGCUGAACCCCACCAUCAACUGGAUUCAGAUCUUUAAUUUAACUGAUGGAACGAGAUGAUCCAGCAGUCCUGUGUACCUGCUGGCUCAGGGCUUGUGUUUCAGCAAUAGACUAAAUGAUUUCUACAAGUACUUUGUAUUCAGAAGCCCUGGGGAGGGGAGGCUGGGAAAGAAUGAAUAGUCAUAUAUAAAAGAGAAGGGGGCAAUUCACCCAUUAAGGCUCUUUCACUGACCAAAUUUCCCUGGGCCAUGAAUCCAGGAAAGGAACAAAAAUACAUUGGAAUAGUAAGAGAAAAACAGUCGUAUUUUGCUAUUUAUCCUUUGGGGUGAGGGACGGGAAGCAAAUAAGGGUGUCUAAAAAAGCAUAAUUCAUACUGUCAGAAGCAUGGAAAUUGGCACCUAGUAGUAUUGUUUCAUACAGAAGAAGCAAGGCUCAGAUCUAGCUAAGAUGACUUGUCAACUUCCCUACAUCUUCAUCGAUAGAACCUACCAGCAGCGUGGAAAAAAGCUGCACUUCUUAUGUUACUGUUGGAUCCUCUAUAAAGAUUCACUGUUGUCAGAUACAUCAUUUCUAAUUCUGGGAAUAAUAUGGUGCCCUGACGUUAGCACUAACGUGAAAAUGCAUACUCUGGCUUGGACUAAAAAGCAACUGACUUGCUCAUGUAGGACUUGUUAGAUUUUAGUUACUGAUUAUGUAUAUCAUGUUUAUUCUGUCUCUUCCUUUAAGACCACUGUGGUAUUUUGUGCUGCACUCUCAUGCUCUAGCUCCUUACAGCUGAACUGGAGAUGCAGGAAAACUGCCAUACCUAAAUAACACAAGUGCAGCAACUUCAGUAUCCAGUAUCCAGAAGCUGACUCUUCCUCCAUCCAUGGAUGCAUGAGAGCCAGCCAGGCACAGUGUCAGGGCUCAGGACUCCGUGGGCGUUAGACAGCACUGAUGGGAUUGCUGCUGUGCAGGGGAGCGGAAGAACUGCCUUGUUGCACCAUGUACGAGUGUUCUUACACAGCUCUAAGCUUUCACAAAUGCAGUGUCCAGGCCAAAAAGACCUGCCUUCUGGCAACUUGUCUGCAACCUGCAACUGUCCUACUUGGGGAUAAAGGUGUGGCAGAUUUGUUUCUGAACAUGUCCUGGCUUUAUGAGGGGGCUCUCCUGCUUUUUCAAGCCCUUCCAGAAGUCUGAAUGGGAGAAAGGUGCCUUAAGAGGAGAGGAGUGAGCUGUGUGAGUUAAUGGGAGCUGACAGGGAUGCCUGCAAGAAUACACCAUCACAUAUGAUGGGAAACCAACUAGACCCAUGCCCCACAUUCAUUGGUAAGCAAGAUAUUUGGGAACAGAGAGCGUGUUUGAAGUACUUAGUUCUUCUGCUGUGCAGAAUUCAUACUAAAUUUGACAGAGCCUGUGCCUUGAUUUGAUGAUACCAUUCUCCUAAAAGGAAGAAGCAAAUUGAUUGCUUGUUAACAGAAUGCUCUAAAUUAACCUCAGGCAUGGGCCUGGGCCUGCAAACCUUUGCAUGACUGUGACUAUUAUUUAUGCUGUAUGAUUGCAUUGAAUACCGCUGACUGUUCAAUAUAUUGGCCUGGCACAGCUGCGCUGAAAUUUUAGUUGUGGCUUUCAGUUGUUGGAAACGAGAUUUUUGAAGCUGUUUAGGUGUUUGGACUUUGAAUACCCCAUUAAGCACCUACUUGACUAUUUAAAUGCCUAGAUGUCUUUGUACAUCUAGUGUUGCCAUAAUGCAAAAAAAAAGGAAAUUAUAUAGAAGGUUUGCUGGGUCAGGCCUCUGGUUUCAUAUCCCAGCAGUGAUAACUAGGUAUAUACACCGUAGGUCACCGCAAACGUCUUUUCUGCUUGAGGAGUCUUGAUGGUGACUUUUACAUAGUAGAGAUAAAAACACUGCAAACAUACAUCCUGCAUUAGCCUUUAUGUAUUUUAUAGCUGUACUGCUCUAGUGUGGUAAACUGAGCUGAGCAAUCACAUUUUUUCAAUUAUCCUCAAGAACAGGAAAUCCUUAUCACCUCUGUGUUUCUUUCUCCCACUACUGCAGCAUUGGUCUUGAAAUUGUCACCACAGCUCAAAAUCCUCAUUCUGUAAAUUAAACUGUGAUUUAAAAAAAUUUUACAGUACAGCCUCCUCAUAAAACUCCACAAGUCUUUUACUGAUGUGACUCACUCAAUUACUCAUGUGGGCAGACGUUCAGAUAAUAAAAGUAGUUAAUGGAAA
This is a messenger RNA of Corapipo altera (White-ruffed manakin), 9165 nucleotides long. RefSeq names its product cytochrome P450 20A1. The transcript has 13 exons. Gene Ontology annotation, cellular component: membrane. Bases 59 to 1450 code for a protein of 463 amino acids. The record is from RefSeq and is a predicted model, not a curated record. Gene Ontology annotation, molecular function: heme binding; iron ion binding; monooxygenase activity. Lineage: Eukaryota; Metazoa; Chordata; Aves; Passeriformes; Pipridae.